CAUGGCAGCGUCCUGUUGUUUCCCUGUGCGUUCACAGCUUUCAUAAAAAGAAACGGGCCGCUUUAUCAGCACUGUCACGCAAUCAGCUGUUGCUAUUGGCAUUCCGAACAUAGCUGAGCAGCGUCCAUUUGUUUCCUCGCUAGGGCGUCGCAUCAUAACCCAGAUCGCCGAGUAGUUUUCAUUCAAUCUGCGCUGAAGAGGACGUAUUCAACCAACGCCCGGUACCCGAUGGAUGACGACUACGGUAUCGUGGAAUAUUUUUACGAGCACAGCGGUCACAGAUGCGGCUACUGCAAAUCGGAAUCGACGAGCCUCAGUUGCGGCAUGUGGGCUCACAGGCUGACGGCGGGAAUUUACGACGACCUGCUUAAUCGAGGGUGGAGAAGGUCGGGCGAGUACUGCUACAAACCAAUGAUGAAGACGACCUGCUGCCGUCAGUACCCCAUAAAGCUCGACGUUGCUGAAUUCCAGCUAACCAAGUCGCAGAAAAAGCUGUUGAAGCGCGUACACAAGUUCCUGGCUACAGGCAAAAGGAGUGAAGGAGGAAAGCCAGACGAAAAAGAGGAUGACUGCUCUGAGGCCGCGGGUGACAGGGUCAUGGAGAUGCCCGACUUCUCGGACAAAAAGUCGAACGUACAACUUGACCUAGAGACCUGCAGCUUAAAGACCCCUGGUGACACAGCUACAAGUGGAAUUGGAAAUGAAGAAGUUGUAGUUCCUGAGCCUAUGGAUCAGCAUUCUGAAAAGCCAGCAAUGUCUCACAAAGAAGCAACCGCAUCGAAUGCUGAAAAGACAGCUCAUGUGCCAAAGAAAGGUCUAGGUGCCGACCCGAACAAGCCAAAGUGCCGUAAGGCCCGUGACAUUCGCCGAGAAAGGAAGCUUUUGAAAAUGAGUAAUGCGGGCAAGGAUCUCAGCCCCGGCAGUGAAAAGGCUUUGCAUUCUUCAAAAAAAUCUAAGAACGAGGCAAAGUCGUUGGAAGACUUCUUGUUUGAACCGCUCCCGCAGGACGCUGCUCACAAACUCGAAAUUCGCCUGGUGCGGAAUAGCCCCAGUUGUCCCGAGUUUGCAAACUCCUUCGAUUCCGCCUUAGCCGUCUACUUCCAAUACCAGGAGAAAAUUCACAAGGACCCUCCCGAAAAGCUAACAGAACGGCGCUUUCGUCGCUUCCUAGUCAAUAGCCCAAUCCAGUAUGAUCCAAAAGGCCCUUACAGCUUGGGCUCAUUCCACCAGCAGUACUGGCUAGACGGAAGGCUGAUUGCAGUUGGCGUCAUCGACGUAUUGCCGACGUGCCUUUCUUCAGUGUAUCUGUACUACGACCCGGACUACAGCUUUCUGUCCCUAGGCACGUAUGCAUCACUCAGGGAGAUAGCUUAUGCAAGACAGCUGCACAAAAUGUGCCCCAGCAUCAGGGAAUACUGCAUGGGCUUCUACAUCCACACCUGUCCCAAGAUGAGAUACAAGGGUAACUUCUCUCCAUCUAGAUUGCUAUGCCCAGAGACCUACACAUGGCAUCCCAUAGAGAAGUGCAAGCCCCUUCUGGAUGUCAACAAGUACAGUCGCUUUGAAGAGGACCAAACCAAAGGUGAUGAAAAUGCCGUACAAGACCUGAAUGAGGUGAUGAUCCUCUACAACAGGACAGUCAUCACGUACAAGAAGUACUGUCGGCUCAAAGGAAAUGCUGACAAAGCCGAGGUCAGAGAGUAUGCAAACCUCGUUGGCAAGAAGUGCAUCAAGCGGCUCUUCCUCUACCGCAAGUCAUGACUGGCAGUGAUUAAGCCACCGUCGUGCUUUUAUCUCUUGUGAUAACUAUAACUUGGACUGUUUCUUCAACUUGGGUGAAUAAAUCGAAAUUAGGAAUAUGA
Molecule: messenger RNA, 1862 nt
Organism: Rhipicephalus microplus (southern cattle tick)
Lineage: Eukaryota; Metazoa; Arthropoda; Arachnida; Ixodida; Ixodidae
Gene: Ate1
Product: arginyltransferase 1
Biological process (GO): protein arginylation
Cellular component (GO): cytoplasm
Molecular function (GO): arginyl-tRNA--protein transferase activity
Source: RefSeq, a predicted model, not a curated record